Notolabrus celidotus (New Zealand spotty) is the source of this 651-nucleotide messenger RNA. RefSeq names its product cytochrome c oxidase assembly protein COX16 homolog, mitochondrial. The transcript is spliced from 5 exons. The coding region runs from base 212 to 532 and encodes 106 amino acids. The record is from RefSeq and is a predicted model, not a curated record. Gene Ontology annotation, biological process: mitochondrial respiratory chain complex IV assembly. Gene Ontology annotation, cellular component: mitochondrial inner membrane. NCBI's taxonomy places the organism in Eukaryota, Metazoa, Chordata, Actinopteri, Labriformes, Labridae.
GGUAAAUGAACAAUUUAGCUGCUUAAUAUACAUUUGUUGCACAUGCGCACUUGGUGCUGGAACAACAUGUCGCUGGAUCAACUACCAAACAGUGUGUGGACUGAAUUAAUGGACAAAAUGAGCGCGACGCACCCGUACCGGAAGCCGUCCCAGCUGUGACCUGAGCGGUUUUCUAAUCAGGAAAAUGGACUAGGAGCUGGAGACUGGAGUCAUGUUUACCCUGAAGGCGCUGAGGAAGAACAAGACAGUGAGAUAUGGAGUCCCGAUGCUCUUGCUGGUAGUCGGAGGAUCCUUCGGCCUGAAAGAGUUCACACAGAUUCGCUACGACGCUCAGAAGAUCAGGAAAAAGUUGGAUCCUGCGCUGGAGGCCAAAGUGAAUGUGGAGAGGCAGUCGGUCAUGCUGGAGGAGGAGUACGAGAAGAUGAAGGAGCUGAAUCUGGAGGAGUGGAAGAACAUCCGAGGCCCUCGUCCCUGGGAGGACUCGAGGGAGUAUCAGGAGCAGCAGAGAUCCAGACUGGAGAAGGAAGACUGAAACUCAAAGAGGACGGACUGAGCCGGACACACAGGAGGACGGACUCUACAAGAGAGGGUGGAUUCUGUGGUGAAGGCGGCGCUGAGUCACUUUGGACCCUGAUGCUGAAAGUUCAGGAC